Messenger RNA from Ananas comosus (pineapple), 1733 nucleotides. RefSeq names its product rho guanine nucleotide exchange factor 8-like. Gene Ontology annotation, molecular function: guanyl-nucleotide exchange factor activity. The record is from RefSeq and is a predicted model, not a curated record. The transcript is spliced from 7 exons. Lineage: Eukaryota; Viridiplantae; Streptophyta; Magnoliopsida; Poales; Bromeliaceae. The coding region runs from base 85 to 1458 and encodes 457 amino acids.
GGCGUGCCGCUCUCUCGGUCCUCCGAGAGAGGGCCCAAGUCGCGGUUGGGCAAGGAGGGCGGCGGCAACAGCCAACCUUCGGAUAUGGAGUUGAUGAAGGAGAGGUUCGCGAAGCUGCUUCUCGGCGAAGACAUGUCGGGCUCGGGCAAAGGAGUGUCUUCAGCUUUGGCUCUCUCCAAUGCCAUCACCAAUCUUGCAGCUUCUGUCUUCGGGGAGCGCUGGCGAUUAGAACCGAUGGCAGUUGAGAGGAAAGCAAGGUGGAGGAGAGAGAUAGACUUGCUUUUAUCGGUCACCGACCAUAUCGUAGAGUUUGUUCCGUCCCAACAAGUAUCAAAGGAUGGAACUAACAUGGAGAUUAUGGUAACUCAGCAACGACGAGAUCUUCUCAUGAACAUCCCUGCCUUGCGCAAGCUCGACGCAAUGCUAAUAGAAUACCUCGACAAUUUUAAAGACCACCAAGAGUUUACGUACGUGUCGAGAGAUGCGAAUGAGUCUGAGAAGGGUGGCGCGAAGAGGAAGGACGAUAAGUGGUGGCUUCCGACGGUGAAAGUCCCUCCAAAUGGCCUAUCCGAAGUGUCGAGAAAAUGGCUUCAGUAUCAAAAGGAGCUUGUGAACCAAGUUCUCAAAGCAGCUAUGGCUAUAAAUGCUAAUGUUCUUAUGGAGAUGGAGAUUCCAGAAGCCUACAUCGAAUCCCUUCCCAAGAAUGGGAGGGAAAGCCUCGGAGAUUCAAUCUAUAAGAGCAUAACAGUUGAUGUUUUCGAUCCCGACGAGUUCCUAUCAUCUCUAGACUUAUCGACGGAGCACAAAAUCCUGGACCUCAAAAAUCGGAUUGAAGCAUCCAUUGUCAUUUGGAGGAGGAAGAUGCAUCAUAAAGACGCCAAGUCCACAUGGGGGGCGGGUGUCAGCAUGGAGAAAAGGGAACAAUUCGAAGAGAGAGCCGAGACCAUUUUACUCAUUAUCAAGCAUCGAUUUCCUGGUAUUCCUCAAUCGUCUCUAGACAUAAGCAAGAUCCAAUACAACAAGGAUGUUGGAUACUCAAUUUUGGAGAGCUACUCGAGGAUUCUAGAAAGCCUAGCGUACAACGUAAUGUCCCGGAUCGAUGAUGUUCUCUAUGCCGAUUCCCUUGCCCGGGACCCAAAUCUGUCAAAGAGAAGGCCUUCUUUAACAGAUUCAGAGCUAGUUAAAGGAACGGUGAGGACCCUCGAUCCCAAAGAAGAAAUCGAGAAGCUGAAUAAAAUGGAAGCGCCCGCUUCGAUGACGCUGUCGGAUUUCAUGGGUUGGCAGUUGGAUCAAGAUACUGAGGAAAAGAAGAAGGAUUCAAAUAACUUGGAGGACACAUUAAAUGUCGAUGCUAUCAAGUUAAAGAAGCCCCCGAACAUUGUGACUAACAAGAAAUUUUCUUAUAUUGAGAAGCUUCAGAACUUGGGAGGUUUGAGAAGCCCAACGGCGCGACACUAGAAGUCCUAGGAUUAAAGAGAGAGAGGCAUUAUCUUCUGAGGGAUAAAACAACUAAGGUCUAUUAGUUGUUUUCAAGGGCUGUUGUUGUUGGUUUUCAUUCAUUUGGGUGCUAUAUAGGUUAAAAAUGCUCCCCCUUUGUGUACUCUUCGAGUUAUAACCUCAUGGUAAUACUUAAGUUUACAAUGCGAUUGAGAUUCCCAAUGCCCCAAUGCCCUCUCCAGAAACAAAAGAAAUUCUCCAAGAAAAUUCGAUUGUGUGGCUGGCAUGAUGCGUUA